AAUAAAAUUAGAAAACCUCGAGAAAGAUAUGGAAAGCUUGAAAAGAUCAAAAAAGCAGAAAAACUUAGUAUUUUUUGGCAUAAAAGAAGACGAGAAUUCGAACAUAGAAUUACUUGAAAAAGUGAAGAAUGUUAUUAAAAAAGACCUAGGCAUUGAUUUCGAUGAACGAGAGUUAAAUAAUGUCUUUAGAAUUGGAAAGAAAAACCCAAUUGAUAAACCGAGACCUACCCUAGUUUCCUUCGUAAAUGAAUGGAAAAAAGAUGUUGUUAUGAAAUUAAAGAAAAAUUUUAAAGAUGUUUACAUCACAGAAGACUAUACUAAAGAAGUUCUUGAAAAAAGGAAAAUGCUGCUGCCACAACUGAUAGAAGAGAGGAGUAAAGGAAACAUUGCAUACCUUAAAUAUGACAAAAUAAUAAUAAAAGGGAAAAGUGUUAUAAAUAGUAAUAAAAAUGAUAAUCGGCAAAAAAGAAAAACAUCAACGUCCCCUGAAACAAACCAACCAAGAAAACAACAAACCUUAAUGCCUCCGAACAACAAAAUAUUAAAUGCUUAUGAUUUAUUGAGGACGAGACGCAACUCUCUCCCAUCCAUCACCACAGAUAACAAACAAUAGCAACUAAAUGUCGGUAAACGGAAAAUACAACAUUCAUUUAAUAAAAAUAACAAUUUAAAAACAAAUCAUAACAAUCCCCCAAGCCGACCGGUCCUCGUGGGGGAAAAUGACCACGACCCUCUAAAGGUUAAAAAUAAUGCCAACAUACACAUAAACACUAACACAUGUAGUCAAGUCAAGAAAACAAAUAAUAUUUAUUUAGCAACUUUGAACUGUCGAUCUCUAAGAACACCUGAAAAACUCCAAGAAUUAGAAAUAGCAUUGGAAGAAAUAAAAUGGGAUAUAAUAGGAAUAAGCGAAAUGAGAAGGUUUGGAGAACAGAUUGAAGAUCGUGGAAAGUAUAUACUACAGUAUAAGGGAGAGACACCAGGACUGUAUGGAGUCGGAUUCAUGAUCAAAAAGAAUUUAGCAAACAACAUAAUAGAACUAAGAGGAAUAUCAGAGCGUAUCUCAAUUCUUAACAUAAAACUAAACGAUGAAAAGUGGUCCAUUAUUCAAGCAUAUUCUCCAACCGAAUCAGACAAAAAGGAAGAUUUAAUAAAAACUGAUAAAUUCUAUGAAGAACUCCAGAACACCAUCGAAACAUCACAUAAAAAUGUGUUAUUGAUGGGUGACUUUAAUGGCCAAAUCGGAACACAAAAUAGGGGCGAAGAAUAUUCCAUAGGAGACUUUGGUUUUGGCACUAGAAGCAAGAACGGUACAAGGUUGGUAAACUUUUCACUACAAAACAAAUUAAGUGUUCUAAACAGCUUUUAUAAAAAGAAAUUGACAAAGAAGUGGACAUGGAUCUCACCUAACGGCCUUCAUAAAAACGAAAUAGACUUUAUUAUGUCCAAUAAUAGAAAAGCUUUCAAAGACCUGUCGAUCAUACAAAAUUUAAAUUUUAACACCGAUCAUAGAAUGGUACGGGCUACAAUGGCAGGCACAUAUCCAAAGAAAACAAGACAAUUUCAUAAUAAAUAUGCAGUGGUUCAGUAUACUGGCGACACAGAAUUAUUGCUAAAAAAUCUUAAAACAUCAUUACAGACAAAAGAACAUUUACCUAUAGAAGAAAAAUAUAACAAGCUACUACACAAACUAAAAACUGUAACUAAGAAAACAAAUACAAACACCAAGAAAGAAAUCUCAUCUGAAAGUAAGGCACUACUACAAAAACGCAAGGAACUACUACACGAUAGAAAAACAAAAGAAAACCGGAAAAAAAUAUCUGAACUAAGUAAAUUGAUUAAUGAAAAAUUGCGCAAAGAAAGAAAGACAAAACGAACCAAUACAAUGAAGAAUUUUAUAGAAAAAACAGGAGGAAUAAAAAAGGCAAUAAAAGAACUAAAUUGCAAAAAGGAAUGGAUAACAAGUAUGAAAAAGAAAGACGGGUUUGUUGAUUUUAAUAAAGCAUUUGACACGUUAGAACACGAGUUUAUAUGGAUGGCACUAAAAACGCAGGGCGUACAACCAAAAUACUUACGAAUUCUACAAAACGUAUACACCAAGAGCACAGCGCAAGUUAAGCUUGAAACUAUUGGCCAAGAAUUUCCCAUCAGAAGAGGCGUACGCCAAGGAGACCCUAUCUCUCCUAAAUUAUUCUCAGCAGUCUUAGAAACAAUAUUUAGGAAAUUGGAUUGGAAGAAUCUAGGAUUAAAUAUUAACGGCGAAUACCUGAGCCACUUACGUUUUGCAGAUGACAUAAUUAUUUUCUCGGAAAGCCCAAAGACAUUACAAUCAAUGCUGCAACAAUUAGCUGACGAAAGUGCAAAGGCAGGCCUUACGAUGAAUUUAAUGAAAACUAAAAUUAUGUCAAAUUCUACACAAAAUGAUACCAUAACAUUAGACGGAGUGGGAAUAGAAUAUGUACAUGAGUAUGUUUACUUAGGACAACUUAUAUCUACCGAAGACUGCAUGAAAGAGGAAAUAGAAAGAAGAAUAGCUAACACCUGGAAAAGAUACUGGUCGCUAAGCGAAGUUAUGAAGAACAAAGACAUGCCAAUGAAAGAAAAAAGAAAGGUAUUUAAUAUGUGUAUUUUACCAUGUUUGCUAUACGGGUGCCAAACUUGGGCAUUGACAGAACAACUGGCUAACAAAAUAAAAGUUUGUCAAAAUGGAAUUGAGCGAAGUACAAUAGGGGUUAAGAGAAAAGAUCGAGAAAAACUAAAAGAUAUUAAAAGUAAAACUAAAUUCAAAAAUGCAUAUAUAACAUACAAACAACUAAAGUGGAAAUGGACAGGCCAUAUGAUAAGAGAGAAGAAGGAAAAAUGGACUAGACAAAUAACAGAAUGGUACCCGAUAGACUGCAAAAGGAACAGAGGAAGACAAAUUACAAGGUGGGAAGAUGGUAUUCGGAAAAUAGCAGGUCCAACGUGGACUCGAAAGGCUAGGGACAGAACAGAAUGGCGAUCUUUAGAGGAGGCCUUUGUCGGAAGACAAGUUGAGGAAUAACUACCGUUUGCCGAACUAAAAUCACUUAAAUAUAAAUAUAGUUUAUAAAGUAUAAUUAGUUAGUAAAUAUUUAGGAGUAAUUAGUUCUGAGGCAUACUUAGAAAAGUUUUGUAAUUUAAAUUAAGAUCAACAAUAAAGGCUUUUUAUUUUUAUUUUUAUUUUAUUUU
This is a messenger RNA of Colias croceus (clouded yellow), 3210 nucleotides long. RefSeq lists its product as uncharacterized. Gene Ontology annotation, molecular function: catalytic activity. Lineage: Eukaryota; Metazoa; Arthropoda; Insecta; Lepidoptera; Pieridae. The transcript is spliced from 2 exons. The record is from RefSeq and is a predicted model, not a curated record. Bases 914 to 3043 code for a protein of 709 amino acids.